UGUUUCCAGGGUUCAGGCGGAUGUGUGAUAUGUUUGAGGUUUUAAUGGUCGCUGAUGCUGACCCUGUUCCAGCCCAGCGGCCGGCGGUGAUUUGUCAGUGAGGCGGCGCGUUGCCCGGUGGGCGGGUGCUCUUCGCUCUCCUUUUGAGUGACAGCAGGCCGAGGUAAUCGGCCGGCGAUCCAUUGAUGACGUCUGGGCCCUGUUGGCCAAUCGGAGCGGGCCGUGGAGCCGGGCGGAGGGCAGGCGGCAGGUGCGGAGCCUUCGAACCAUCUCCCCUCACCCCCAACACCCCCCCCACCCCCCCCUUCCCCCCCCCCCCCCACCACCCUGAGACUGAGCUCUGUCUAGGGCCUUCACCUAGUGCUGUCCCAUUGCCCACCUCCAUCUUCAACCUGUCACAGAUCUCCCCUUGUCUGAAGCCCAUUCCCCGCCCGGGGUUUUAAUUCCUCAGCAUGACAGGAAUAACAACUUGCGUUUAAUCAGCGCCUUUCACGUUUCUGAAAACGUUCCAAGGCCCGUAUGUAUAAUAUAAAGUGGACUAGAGAGAUUCAAGCAGGGGUACAGUUGACUUGGUCGUGAAGCUGAUACAAGUAAUGAACCCUUUCUGGAGCAUGUCUACAAGCUCUGCUCGAAAGAAAUCAGACAGUGAAGAAAGAGGUUUGUCUGGAGAACAGAAGACCAGCCCUCCACGUUCUUUAUCAGCCAAGAAACAGUUGCCUUCUAUACCAAAAAAUGCUGUUCCUGUGACUAAGCCCAUUCCUCCUGUCACAUCUACGCAGUCAACUAAUGGGACACAUGCUUCUUACGGUCCCUUCUAUCUAGAAUAUUCUCUUCUUGCUGAAUUUACCUUGGUUGUAAAGCAGAAACUGCCUGGCGUCUAUGUACAACCCUCGUAUGGAUCUGCAUUAAUGUGGUUUGGGGUGAUCUUUAUAAGACAUGGCUUGUACCAGGAUGGUGUAUUUAAGUUUACUAUUUAUAUUCCUGACAACUACCCAGACGGUGACUGCCCUCGCUUGAUGUUUGAUAUGCCAGUCUUCCACCCGCUAGUAGAUCCAACAACAGGAGAAUUGGAUGUAAGCAGAGCAUUCACAAAGUGGAGACGGAAUCAUAAUCAUAUCUGGCAGGUGCUGAUGUAUGCUCGUCGAGUGUUUUACAAGAUUGAUACAGUUAAUCCCUUGAACCCUGAAGCUGCAGUACUAUAUGAAAAAGAUAUUCACUUGUUCAAAAGCAAAGUAGUUGACAGUGUCAAAUUAUGCAACAGUCGACUUUUUGAUCAACCUAAAAUGGAUGACCCUUAUGCAAUUAGCUUUUCACCAUGGAAUCCAGCAAUACAUGAAGAAGCCAGAGAGAAGAUGUUGACUCCGAAGAGGAAAAUUGAUGAUCAGAACAAAGGCAUGCACGUGGCUGGUCUUUCCUGGGUAAAGCCUGGUUCCACACAACCUUUCAGCAAAGAUGAAAAUACUGUGCAAACCUAAGGCAUCCUAUUAACACCACCACACGGCACUUUCUAUCUGUGAAACAUGGACCAGGUCAAUUAGAAUAUAAGUUUCCUGUUGGUGCACAUGUUGGACUUAUUUUAGCAGUGACUGUAAAAACAAAGUUAUACAUAAAAUUGGAACUGCUGAAAGAUUGGGUUUUUUGUGUGUAGAAUACAACAUUUUAAACUAGUAUUCAAAUUCAACUUUUAACUGAAGGUUUGUAAAAUUUUCAUUUUGAAGACCUCUGUCUAUACUCAAGUAAUCUUGGCAAUACAACUAUCAAUUAUGUUGGGAUGGUUAAGUGAAUUAAAUGCUAUAUCAUAAAGAUGACACCAUUUUAUAAUACUGUUAUGACGUAGAAAUGUUUUCAUGUUUUGGGGCUGGUCUGUAGAGAUUAAGGUGAGUUUAGCCAUUCAAUAAUUCAUUUCCGAACUCUUACAUAGUGUGACAGUAUUUAGCAGUUUUCAUAAGUCAUUUGGGUUUUCUAUUGUAAAUAUGUUGGUGUAUAAAUUUUGUAAAUAGCUUGUUACCCUAUAGUUAGCAUUUUGAGAUGAAAGUAACAAUACUCGGCUGGCAUACAUUUUGGAAAGGCUGAUCUGUGCCAAAAUAACCAACUUGGUACAUCGAGCCUCAAGUUUUGUAAUUUCAGUGGUCUUUAUAUACUGUAUGAAUGUAUAAAGUAAUUCAAAGAAGACUUCUCUUCCAAUAUUAAACAUUAUCAUGUUUAUAAUUGUGCAGUACAACAGCAUAUUAUGCACUAUAUGCUGCUUUGGAUACCAAAAUUGGGGUGAAUUUUAAGGGGAAAUAGCUGCUGGCGUACAAACUGAUGUCAUAGUGGCUUAACCCUUAAAAUAAAGACAAGUUAAAACUGUACCAACCACUCGAAUGUAUUUGCCAUGUGUCUGUGGAUGCUUUUGAUAUGUCAUGUCACAUCCUGUUAAAAGAACCCAUGUAAUCCUUUAGCCUUGGACACAUUGAUAAUACCAUCAUAAAGAUUAUUCCAGUG
Molecule: messenger RNA, 2484 nt
Organism: Rhincodon typus (whale shark)
Lineage: Eukaryota; Metazoa; Chordata; Chondrichthyes; Orectolobiformes; Rhincodontidae
Gene: aktip
Product: akt interacting protein
Exons: 10
Coding region: 594-1475 (293 amino acids)
Source: RefSeq, a predicted model, not a curated record